This is a messenger RNA of Candida albicans SC5314, 4926 nucleotides long. It is a transcript of the gene SWR1, whose product is annotated as chromatin-remodeling protein. The transcript has a single exon. NCBI's taxonomy places the organism in Eukaryota, Fungi, Ascomycota, Pichiomycetes, Serinales, Debaryomycetaceae. Gene Ontology annotation, molecular function: ATP binding; histone binding; ATP hydrolysis activity. The record is from RefSeq and is a predicted model, not a curated record. Gene Ontology annotation, cellular component: Swr1 complex. Bases 1 to 4926 code for a protein of 1641 amino acids.
AUGCCAGAGAAUGGAAGACUAAGGAGGACACUGGCAAGGUUGACUCAGAAUGGAACUUCAACCUCCUCCUCUACGAUUUAUCAGAAUGGGAAACGAACCAGCCAGCAUGCACAAGAAACAUCAACAGCAUCAAAUAAAAAAAGAAAAGUUUCAACUCAAUCAAAGGAAGAUAAAUUAUCAGAUAUUAUCGUUGAUUUUAAUUUGGCAGUUAAUGAAUUGUACCAACUAAAGGAAUACAAAUCUAUUAUAAGCUGGGACCCUAUAGAAAAUUCAAGUGCAAAUGAUAGGGGCAUUAAGGCAGAGUUUGAAGAAUUUGUGAAAAACAAUGAUUACAGACUUGUUUGGGAUAAAGAAAUUGAAAAUAAUUCCAAUAUAGACAGUUUGCCACUAAGGUUUCAAAAGAAAAAGUUAGCGGAACAGAACAAAUUAUUAGAUGACAAAUUUCUGAUUCGACAGAAUGUGCUAGCGAGCAGUAAAAUGUUAGAAGAAUCUUUAGUUAACAAAACGAGAGAUGAAGUAAAGAUAGAGAGUACUUUUAAAGCCAUUCAAUCACAGGAAAAAGCAGGAUCUAAAUUGAAAACGCCAUCUCAAACAUCGAACGCAAAAACAAACAUACGGAAAAGCGGGUCAACGACACCUAAAAGGGGAAACGAGAACGGGUCUCGAAAACAAGCUCUUGAAGAUCAAGACGAGAUUAUCGAACUAAGUGAUGACAGCAGUGUGGUAGAAAUAGAGAGUGAUUUAUCUGAUGCGGAAACACAUUAUCGCAUAAAGUGCAUUAAAAAAACAGUUCCACCUCCAUUAGUAACACAUCCCUCUCAUAUACCGCAAUGGAGACCAGAAAAUUUGGAAGACGGCAAUAGAUCGACAGGCAGGUUAAUUCAGUUAAAAGAUCUGUCCAGUAGUAGUAAAAUUAUCAAUUUCGAUCCAACACCACUAGAAAUAAUACAAUUAAAAGACGAAGUUAUUGCUGCACCAAAACUCACUGAAAAAUUACAAAAUUUUCUUAACAAUGAUUUUAAGACUCCCAUUAUCGACGAAUCGAAUGUUCCAGAUUACAAUUUCACUAGAGAUGAGUAUAAUACAAUCAUGUCUCAACAAGAGAAAUUAUUACGAAAGUUAUAUCACAAGGUCAAUAUUGAAAAUAGCCUUGAAUUGAAUGGUGACAAGAUAGAGCGGCGCAAAGUUAUUCUCCCUCAAUCGAAUAUAAAACUUACAGAUCCUUUCAGAAAUACCUUCUCAGUCAAACCCAAAUUGCAUGGUGCUGCAAAUAACGCCACCCAUCAAGAUUAUUUGCUAGCUCAAGGUAUGGCAUUUUCCAAGGUUCAUCAACAAAUGAGGAAACAACACCACUUACGAACCAGAAAGAUUGCCGCAAUGAUAGAUCAGCAUUUUAAAAAGAAGAAAGGAGAGAAGGAAAGACUAGCUAAAGAAAGAGAGCAGAAUCUCAAAAAAAUGAGUCGAUUGACAAUGCAAGCCGUGAAGAAAAGAUGGAAUCAGGCACAGAAAGUGUAUCAAAUUAUACAAAAUGAGAAAGAGGAGGAGUUGAAGAAGAUCAAAGGUAGACAACAUUUGAGUGAAAUGCUAGAACACUCCACUCAGUUAUUGGAAGCUCAACUUACUUCUUCGAGAGAGCCCACAGUUGAAGCCGAAAGUGAUGACAAUAGCACGACCUUUGACGACAAUACCAAUGAUUCUGACAAUUUCCUGUCAUCAGAAGAAGAGGAAAACGAAGAAGACAACACACAACAGCAAAUAAACGGAAAUAAAAAGUAUGAUGUAAAUGGAAAAAGUAACGAUGAGAACGAUAUGAGUUUAUCGGUUGAAGAAUUAAGAAAGAAGUAUGCAGAUUUAGAGACUUCAGUAGAACCGUUAUCGUCUAACGUGACUUCUGACAAGGAAAGAGAAUCUGAAACUUCAAGUGAGGAUGCUGAACUGAGUGAUGACGAUGAUACAGAUGUUACAAGAGGUCUUGCGUCGUUGUACCAGAAUGAUGAAGUUGCGGACUUUGCCACUACAACUUUUGAGUAUAGUGCAGAGGAGAAAAAGCUUAUUGAAGAUCUUAACCAAGAAAGUGAUUCGAGAAUGAAUUCAUUAUUAGACUCAGACUCUGUUAGCUCCAUUUCGGAUAGUGAGUCACUGGAAGAAAGUUCAUCUGAUACUGAGAUGGAUCAGCUGAAUGUUUCAGAGCCUCCUCGUCUGUCGGAAACUGGGAGCAAUACUGGACUUGCAAGUUUAUUUACCAAUGGCACAAUUGUGCUGGAUGAAGAAGAUGACGCUUCAAUUUCCAGCAAUUUUGAAAAUGAGAGUGAUGAAAGUAUGAACCUGUCUGAUAGAGAGCUUGAAGUCAAUGGGAACGGUAAGAUAGAUAAAAUUGCAUCUACUGAUGAAGAUGACAGCAAUGUUGAAAUUGUGAAUGGGUCAAAAGUUAAAGAUGUACCUAUCCCACUGCUCUUACGGGGUACAUUAAGACCGUACCAAAAACAAGGUUUAAAUUGGUUGGCUAGUUUAUAUAAUAACAACACUAAUGGAAUUCUUGCCGAUGAGAUGGGGUUGGGUAAGACUAUACAAACAAUAUCGUUAUUGGCAUAUUUAGCUUGCGAACAUCAUAAAUGGGGCCCACAUUUGAUCAUAGUUCCUACUUCUGUUAUGUUGAAUUGGGAAAUGGAGUUCAAAAAGUUUGCUCCUGGAUUUAAAGUGUUGACUUAUUAUGGUUCUCCCCAACAAAGAGCCCAAAAAAGAAAAGGAUGGAACAAGCCAGAUGCUUUCCACGUGUGCAUCACAUCCUAUCAAUUGGUGGUUCAAGAUCAGCAAUCAUUUAAAAGAAGACGGUGGACAUACAUGAUAUUAGAUGAGGCUCACAAUAUUAAAAACUUUAGGUCUACGCGAUGGAGAGCAUUGUUGAAUUUUAAUACUGAAAAUAGAUUACUUUUAACUGGUACGCCGUUGCAAAACAAUUUAAUGGAAUUGUGGUCGUUGCUUUAUUUUUUAAUGCCAUCAUCUAAAGUGAACCAAGCAAUGCCAGAAGGGUUUGCCAAUUUGGACGAUUUUCAGCAAUGGUUUGGAAAGCCAGUGGAUAGGAUAUUAGAGCAGACAUCAGCGGGGAACUCUGAUUUGAUCGAUGAAAAUGAACGAACUACACAGAAAAUGGAUGAAGAGACUAGAAAUACAGUGGCCAGAUUGCACCAGGUUUUGCGUCCUUAUUUACUUCGUAGAUUGAAGAAAGACGUGGAAAAACAAAUGCCUGGAAAAUAUGAGCAUAUAGUGUACUGUCGAUUGUCGAAGAGACAAAGAUUCCUUUAUGAUGAUUUCAUGUCACGCGCAAAAACUAAGGAAACGUUGGCGUCGGGUAAUUUCUUAUCCAUUAUCAACUGUUUAAUGCAAUUGAGAAAAGUUUGUAACCAUCCCGAUUUAUUUGAAGUUAGACCAAUUGUUACAUCUUUCGCCAUGCCAAGAUCAAUUCCCUCAUAUUACCAGAGUACCAAUGAAUUGGUGAAGAGACAGUUCAACAAGGAUGAAAAAGUUUCGUUUCAAGCUUUGAAUCUUGAUGUUACUGGAUGUGAAAAUAUGAAUUAUUUUGUAUGUCAAUCGACUGGAAAAUUGAUGACCACAGAACCAUUUCAGGAUCAAAUAAAUAAACUAAAAAUUUUGCUUGUCGAAUUUGAGAAUUCAGAUCCUAUCAAUUAUGUUAGUUAUUAUCAACGGCUUCGAAGAGAAGAACAGGCAGAAAUAAAGGAGAAACUAGAGCACGUUGUGUACUUGAACAAUUUGAGGUGUGGAAGAAAACCAAUAUAUGGGGAGUCGUUACUAAGACUACUUACAGUUAAUGCACAUGAUUUCAGUGAUGAGCCAUACAACAAAUAUUGUUUGACAUUAUCUGGCAGAGUGGACAAAAUGAACGAUACUAUUGAGAAAUACUCAAUCAUUACACCUGCGGCCGUUGCUUUAGAUAUGAAAGACCAACUAAUUCCAAUAUCCACCAAGCAAAGAAUUUUACAUGAAGUUGCCGAAAACAAAAUUGACAAUCCUUUCCAUAAGGCACAAGUUAAGCUAUCAAUUGCUUUCCCUGACAAGACAUUAUUGCAAUAUGAUUGUGGGAAAUUGCAAAAAUUGGCUACGUUGUUGCAAGAAUUGACCUCACAGGGCCACCGAGCUUUGAUUUUCACACAAAUGACAAAGGUAUUGGAUAUUUUGGAGCAGUUUCUCAAUAUUCACGGGUAUAGAUACAUGAGAUUAGAUGGUGCAACCAAGAUUGAGGACCGUCAGCUAUUGACUGAAAAAUUCAAUCGAGAUCCAAAAAUCCCAGUAUUCAUCUUAUCUACAAGAUCGGGUGGGUUGGGGAUCAAUUUAACUGGUGCAGAUACCGUGAUUUUUUAUGACUCUGAUUGGAAUCCGGCAAUGGACAAGCAAUGUCAAGAUCGUUGUCAUAGAAUUGGUCAAGUUCGAGAUGUUCACAUUUAUAGAUUUGUUUCUGAAUACACCAUUGAGUCCAAUAUUAUCAAGAAGGCGAACCAGAAAAGACAGUUGGAUAACGUUGUUAUUCAAGAGGGAGAGUUUACUACAGAUUACUUUGGUAAGUUCUCGGUUCGUGAUUUGGUCAGUGAUAGCAAUAUUGGGAAGGAAAUAACAGAUAGAACUAUUGAUUUUUCAGGCGAUGCCAAGAUGGGUAACGUAUUAGCUCAGGCUGAAGACGAAGAGGAUAGAGUCGCUGCUGGAGCUGCAUUAAAAGAGGUUGCCAUUGACGACGAUGAUUUCAAAGAAGAGACUAGAUCAGCUACUACAGGAGCCACUCCUGCUCCAACAGAAACUAAUGCAUUAAGUACAACGGAUGGCGACGCUGCAUUUAUUGAUGUGGAUUAUGAGGAUGGCAUUGGUCACAUUGAUGAGUAUAUGUUACGGUUUAUUUCGGAUGGAUAUUAUUUAUAG